AUGGCACCAAUUGCACCGCCAUCGCCGCCAUCACCAGAGAUGAUUUCUCCUCCAGAAGGGGUUUCUUCAGUUUUUGUCUUCGAUUUCGUUCUGCAUUUGGCUCUAAUGGCAGAGAGUCGCUGCUGGUUGCGCAAGUUACUGCUGGUUGCCGCUGUCGCCGAAGCUGGUGCCGCUGUUGCCGUGAUCUCCGGCGGUCGUUCGGAAGAAAUGGAUAGUAAGUUAAUUCCCGAAAUAUAUUAUACGUAUUUGUCUAAGAUAUACGUAUACCGUACAUAUACGCGUAGUUUUCUCGACAAAAUCCCUGAAUCUCGAAGCCCUGUCAUUAUCAUUCUCCACAGUUCCUUCACAUUUCCUCAACGGAUCGCAAAGCUCUCUCUCUCUCCCCGGCGAACUUUUCGGGAAGCGGCAAAUGGCGGCUGGAAAUUGUCGGCAAAGAUGAAGAUUUCCGGCAUAACUGAUCUUCCUGCGUUGCUCUCCUCAAAAACCCUAAAUCCAAACUCGCCGGAUUUGAACAUUUUACACAGAAGGAGCAAUCGAAGGCCUCAGGCUCCAAGGAGGAAGAUCAGGAACCGUUGUUUCUCUGGUUCUGGUGGAGUUCGGUUGAAGAAGGAUAUAACUCCAGUUGGAAAGAGGAGCGGACAUGCAACUCCACUCUUGCAGUGGAAGUUCGAAGAUGCAAAUUUAUCUGUUCGAAAUGAUAGGGCACCGGAGCCGGCGCGAAAAGGUUGCCAAAAAAUGAGGAAUGUGGAAAAGACUCUGGUUUCGGCCAGGAAGCUUGCUGCCGCUUUGUGGCAGUUGCAGCUGCCGGAGGUCACCGGCGGUGCAGGCGAUGGCCGAGGACAGCAGACGAAGUCGUCUGGACGACUUGGGCUUGAGCCUCGUGUUAGCCAUAUGGGAGUCCCGCUUCUCCCUGUAAUCAACAGCAGAGAAUAUGGUGCAGAAGCAAAGGAUUUGUUAGAGAGUCCACAUGUUGUCUCUCACCCGAAGAAUGGAGUUCUGUAUAAG
This is a messenger RNA of Macadamia integrifolia, 1005 nucleotides long. RefSeq lists its product as uncharacterized. The record is from RefSeq and is a predicted model, not a curated record. Lineage: Eukaryota; Viridiplantae; Streptophyta; Magnoliopsida; Proteales; Proteaceae.